Molecule: messenger RNA, 777 nt
Organism: Fusarium graminearum PH-1
Lineage: Eukaryota; Fungi; Ascomycota; Sordariomycetes; Hypocreales; Nectriaceae
Exons: 1
Coding region: 1-777 (258 amino acids)
Cellular component (GO): cytoplasm; nucleus
Molecular function (GO): protein binding
Source: RefSeq, a predicted model, not a curated record
AUGAAAUCAACGCCCCUUACUUUCGCGGUUAAAGGGGGACAUGCAGAUGCUGUGGAGAUUCUCUUGGAUCGAGGUGCCAAAAUAGAGGUGGGCAAUAGCAGUCUACCUCACCCCUUAGAGGUUUCAGCGUCAGGAGGCUUCGAGCCCAUCAUUGACAUCCUUCUCAAGAAGGGUGUGAACGUGAGAAUGGCUGGUCAAACAGGACGCACUCCUUUGCUUCAUGCGGUGAUGGAAGGCAAAUGGCAUGUCACCGAGACUCUUUUGAAGAAUGGAGCUGGCUGUGAUCUUGUACCAGGCUCGAAGUUCUCCCCUUUAUAUGUCGCUAUCCGCACAGGACAAGCCGCGAUGGUGGAACUGUUGGCCAAGUAUGGUGCAGACAUCGACCACUUGGAAGACACUGACCAGACCCCACUCAUUGUCGCAGCUCAGUCAGGCAAGGAUAUUGUGGUUCAGUCUCUUAUUGAUAUGGGUGCCGACCUGGAUGGUAAAGACAACAAAGGCCGGACAGCUCUGUCAUAUGCCAAGGAAAAGGGCCGACAGUCCACCGUCAAGCUUCUGCUUGAGGCCCAGAAGUUGCGUCGUGAUGUCCAGUAUCUGAAGAUCGCCGAGAAACAACGGAAAGACCCCAAGACGUCCUUUGAGUAUCGGCCUCUCCCACAAGGAUUCAUCAGGGUAUUAGAACUUCAACCAGGGCAAAAAGGAAAUGUUGUCUGCUUUUCACUGAUCCAAGUGGUAUGCCUAGUUCCCUCCCUCUCGUCAACUAUGAAUACUUUUUAA